AUUUUUGAAGGCAAUCGACCCAUACUAACGGUGGCGGACCCGGAACUCAUCAAAAACAUUUUGGUCACAGAUUUUCAUGUGUUUAAUGAUAGGGAAGGAAACCCUUUGUUCAACUCAAAAGCCCACCCAAUACUGGGCCAAAAUCUCGAGGCAAUGGCGGGCGACGAGUGGCGUCGGGUGCGGACAGUACUGUCGCCCACUUUCUCGGCCUCACGGAUGCGUAAAAUGUGUUUCCAAAUGAGGGAAUGUGUGGACAGUAUGGUAACAGAGUUGGACACCCGGAUCACCACCACAUCCCAGUCAUACACUGAGGUCGACAUCAUUGAUGUCUUCGACAGAUUGUCCGCAGAUAUCGUCACAACGUGUUUGUAUAGCUUUAAACUGAAUCCAUGGGCCGAUACGAGUGCUAAUCAGUUUGUGGUG
Molecule: messenger RNA, 423 nt
Organism: Oppiella nova
Lineage: Eukaryota; Metazoa; Arthropoda; Arachnida; Sarcoptiformes; Oppiidae
Source: the annotation of a GenBank genome assembly